UCAUCAGUCAGUUGAACUCUUUAGAGCAAGAAACAAGGAGGCAGGAUAAGGGAAUUCAGUGGAAGAUACAGGCAAGCUCAAGGAUGGAGGUGCAGUUAGGACCGGGAAGGGUCUACCCACGGCCCCCAUCUAAAACCUAUCGAGGAGCUUUCCAGAAUCUGUUCCAGAACGUGCGCGAAGCUAUCCAGAACCCGGGCCCCAGGCACCCUGAAGCCGCAAGCACAGCACCUCCCGGUGCCUGUUUGCAGCAGCAGCAAGAAACUAGCCCCCAGCAGCGGAGGCGGCAACAGCUUGGCCAGGAUGGCUCUCCCCAAGCCCACAUCAGAGGCCCCACAGGCUACCUGGCCCUGGAGGAAGAACAGCAACCUUCACAGCAGCACUCAGCCUCCGAGGGCCACCCUGAGAGCGGCUGCCUCCCAGAGCCUGGGACUGCUACAGCUCCUGGCAAGGGGCUGCUGCAGCAGCCACCAGCUCCUCCAGAUGAGGAUGACUCAGCUGCCCCAUCCACGUUGUCCCUGCUGGGCCCCACUUUCCCAGGCUUAAGCAGCUGCUCCGCGGGCAUUAAAGACAUCCUGAGCGACGCCGGCACCAUGCAACUUCUUCAGCAGCAGCAGCAGCACCAGCACCAGCAACAGCAGCAGGAGGUAAUAUCUGAAGGCAGUGGCACCAGUGUGAGAGCAAAGGAGGCCACUGGGGUUCCCUCUUCCUCCAAGGAUAGUUACCUAGGGGGCAAUUCGACCAUAUCUGACAGUGCCAAGGAGUUGUGUAAAGCAGUGUCUGUGUCCAUGGGACUGGGUGUGGAAGCAUUGGAACAUCUGAGUCCCGGGGAACAGCUUCGGGGAGAUUGCAUGUACGCGUCGCUCCUGGGAGGUCCACCCGCGGUGGUGCGUCCUGCUCCUUGUGCGCCACUGGCCGAAUGCAAAGGUCUUCCCCUGGACGAGGGCCCGGGCAAAGGCACUGAAGAGACUGCUGAGUAUUCCUCUUUCAAGGGAGGUUACGCCAGAGGGCUGGAAAGCGAGAGCUUGGUCUGUUCUGGCAGCGGUGAAGCAGGUAGUUCUGGGACACUUGAGAUCCCGUCCACUCUGUCUCUGUAUAAAUCCGGAGUGGUGGAUGAGGCAGCAGCAUACCAGAAUCGCGACUACUACAACUUUCCACUGGCUCUGACCGGGCCCCCGCACCCCCAGCCCCCGACCCAUCCACACGCCCGCAUCAAGCUGGAGAACCCUCUGGACUAUGGCAGCGCCUGGGCUGCUGCGGCCGCGGCGCAAUGCCGCUAUGGAGACUUGGCUAGCCUGCACGGAGGGAGUGCAGUCGGGCCCAGCACCGGAUCGCCCCCAGCCACCGCCUCUUCUUCCUGGCACACUCUCUUCACAACUGAAGAAGGUCAAUUAUAUGGGCCAGGCGGCGGGGGUGGCAGUAGCAGCCCGAGCGAGGCAGGGCCUGUAGUUCCCUAUGGCUACACUCAUCCCCCUCAGGGGCUGGUGAGUCAGGAGGGUGACUUCUCUGCCUCCGAAGUGUGGUACCCCACUGGAGUGGUGAACAGAGUACCCUAUCCCAGUUCCAGCUGCGUCAAAAGUGAGAUGGGACCUUGGAUGGAGAACUACUCUGGACCUUAUGGGGACAUGCGGGAGGCUUCCAGGUAGGAAGGAGAAUAUUAACUGAAGACAGAACUUCCAUGAUGCAACUUUCAUGAAAUAGUCAUCCAUCCUGCGGUGAAACUUUUCCGUGAUAAAGCCAUUCUUUUCACCUGCACUUCUAAGCUAAGGUCAAUAAAUUUCACUGGUUCAGUCGACUAGGCUUGUGAGAAAUCAUUGCUCUGUUCUAUUGUCAAUACAAUGAGGUGAACUGCUGUU
Microtus oregoni (creeping vole) is the source of this 1853-nucleotide messenger RNA. RefSeq names its product androgen receptor-like. The transcript has 3 exons. The record is from RefSeq and is a predicted model, not a curated record. Gene Ontology annotation, cellular component: nucleus. Gene Ontology annotation, molecular function: steroid binding; nuclear receptor activity; DNA binding. The coding region runs from base 84 to 1643 and encodes 519 amino acids. Gene Ontology annotation, biological process: regulation of DNA-templated transcription; androgen receptor signaling pathway. Lineage: Eukaryota; Metazoa; Chordata; Mammalia; Rodentia; Cricetidae.